GCGCAGUCGCUGCGCAGAACUGACGCGCUCGAGGCCCCCGCGGGAGCGCGCGCGCCGACAGCUGAUGAUGCGCGCGAAUGAGCCGCGGGUGCGCGCACUGACAGCCGAAGGUUCUCCGCGAUGACGGACACUCCGAUGGCCCAUCAUCAUCACCAUCAUCUCCAGCAGCAUCAGCAUCCGCAUCCCUGAGCUCCGGACAGCAUCAGCAUCAUCCUCAUCCUCACCCGUCCUCCAUGCAGCAGAGCCGCCGCGCAGCGCCUGUCGCGUUUCUCGCCGUCUGUCCGCGCUCCUCCUCCGCCAUCCUCUGCGUCUGAAGCCGCUCCGCGUCCAUCACCUGCUCGCCGUGUCCCGUCUCCAUCCUCCUGCAGGAUGCUGUCCUACACCGGGAUGCUCGCGCUGCUCCUCGCGAUGCUCCCAUAUGUAUCAUCUCAGAACGCUGGGUUUGUGAAGUCGCCAAUGUCAGAGAUAAAGCUCACAGGAGACGCCUUUGAGCUGUACUGCGAUGUGGUGGGUAACCCCGUGCCGGAGAUCCAGUGGUGGUAUGCCGAUAUUAACAGGGCGGACUCCUUCAAGCAGCUGUGGGACGGUGCCCGCAAGCGACGGGUGUCCAUCAACACGGCGUACGGUGCCAACGGUGUGAGCGUUCUGGCCAUCUCCCGCCUCACGCUGGAGGACGCCGGGAUCUACGAGUGCCGGGCCAGCAACGACCCGCGCCGCAACGACCUUCGCCAAAACCCGGCCAUCACCUGGAUCCGAACGCAAGCCACCAUAUCCGUGCUGCAGAAGCCACGAAUCAAUGCUUCCGAUCAGGAGAUUUUGCAGCCUAAAAGCGGGCAGGAGUUGCCCAUCACCCUUCAGUGUAACCUCACUAACUCACACAGCACCCACCGGGAGACCUUCUGGAUGAAGAACGGACAGGAGAUUUCCAAAACAAGGACAGAGCACAAACACACCGAGUUCAAGUUAAGUAAACCGAGGACAGACGAUUCGGGUGAAUACAUGUGCGUCUACACCUUUAAGUCUGCUCCCAAUGCCAACACUUCCAUUGAGGUCAAAGCUGCUCCUGAAAUCUUCGGCCACAAACGAAGCGAGAACAAAAAAGAAGGUGAAAAUGCGACGCUGUACUGCAAAUCAGUGGGAUACCCGCAUCCUAUGUGGUUGUGGCGCAAGAAAGUUGGUCGGGGAUCUUACAUUGACAUUGACAACAGCACCGGCCGCUUCUUCAUCAUCAACAAAGACAGCUUCACAGAACUGAGUAUCAUCAGUCUGGACAUCAGCACAGACCCGGGCGAGUACGUCUGCAAUGCCUCCAACAUCAUCGGCUCCAAAGAGUCCAUGACUAUCCUGCGGGUGCGGAGUCACCUCGCCCCUCUGUGGCCUUUCCUGGGCGUCCUGGCCGAGAUCAUCAUCCUCGUGGUCAUCAUUGUGGUUUACGAGAAGCGCAAGAGGCCGGACGAGGUUCUAGAUGAUGAUGAACCAGUUGCACCAAUAAAAACAAACUCCACGAACAACCACAAAGACAAAAACGUCCGACAGCGGAACGCCAACUGAGCCCACAGACCAACGUAGAAGAAAGCUGAAGGUUUACGCUUUAUGAUUGAGUCUGGAGUUACAAAGCAGCAUGCGAACGUUCCCUUUAGUCGACUAAAUGCUUCCCCUUCCCCUGUUUCCAGAUGACCAACUGCAUAUCCUGACCAUACAUAUCCGAGGAGAGGAGACGCUCCUGGCGAUUUUCAGCGAGACGCAUAUCCUGCCUCACGUGGAGAAGAAAACAACAAUAACGACAGCAUUACACUGGCAGAAACGAACAAUAAAGACUGUCUUAAGUUUGCCUUAUUCAGGCUCAUGAUCUGUGUGAAUGUGGAUGCUGACUGAACCAUUCUGAAGGUGAUGAUGAAGAUGAUUUUACUACAUGUGCUGUUAACGUUGCAUUUGGUUCGUUUAUCAUGCCCUCCUGCUGCACUAAUUCUUGUUCAUAUCGACAUGUUGUCUCGAAUGCAUGCAAUAACAUAAUCGAAUAAGAUUCAGAUAUCGUUUUUCUAUUGUUACUUUAAGUGGCGUUGCAUCCAAAUGAAUAGCCAGUGUGUGUGAGAGUGAGUGUGUGUGUGUUUUUAAAGAAAUUUAAAUGGAUAAAAAAGUAAGGAAUCAUUGAGAUCUUUGUACAGUUUAUCAUCCAAUAAAACAAUACUAAAAGGAGGUGUUUUGUCUUAAACUAGAAUGCAAGAACCUUUGUGAGUGGCAGAACAGUAUUUAAUCUUAAAGCUGAUAUUGUAUUAAAUGAAAUGGAUACAUGUAACAUUUAUUUUCUAGAGUUAUUUAGACGUCUGGUACAUGUGGUGCUGUAAGUGUUCAAAUAUUACAAUAGCAUCUGUAAAAAGGAAAAGAAUAUAUCUUUUUUUGUAAAUGUCCUGUUUCUUUUUAGAGAAAAGAUGAUUCUUGUACAGCAUGGCUAUAAUCCUAUGCAAUAUGUAUUCAUAUAGACCUACUGACAAUUGUAAGGUGGGGCGGGUUUGUUUCAUUUCAGAGAAUAAAAAAGCUUUAACGGGACAGUUCAGAGAUAAGGGUGCUUCGCAUUUGAAAUGCACUGCUGUAGUUGCAUGACAACUCCUGAUCAAUACAGUGUGUGUCAUCAUGACAACAGACCAACAUUCAAGGGAGGAAGUGGGUGGAGCUAAAGCCAUUACAAACUAUGUGAAACCAAUUUUUUCCUUUUUCAGAAUAAAGCU
This is a messenger RNA of Sinocyclocheilus rhinocerous, 2726 nucleotides long. Its product is annotated as neuroplastin-like. Gene Ontology annotation, molecular function: cell-cell adhesion mediator activity. The record is from RefSeq and is a predicted model, not a curated record. Gene Ontology annotation, biological process: dendrite self-avoidance; homophilic cell-cell adhesion; axon guidance. The transcript has 8 exons. Gene Ontology annotation, cellular component: axon; plasma membrane. The coding region runs from base 370 to 1551 and encodes 393 amino acids. NCBI's taxonomy places the organism in Eukaryota, Metazoa, Chordata, Actinopteri, Cypriniformes, Cyprinidae.